AUGCGUGCGUUGAGACGCAGAGUUAGUGGCACAGUGUCGUCAUCGCACAGCGACCAGCUGAUAGGGACUGGAGCGAUAACAACGGCGACAACAUCUCUGCGCUGUGCGUCGACUGGUGAACAUCACAGUUAUCGCCCGGGAUGUAUUGCCAAACUGCUGCGUAGCGUGUAUGUGGCCAUUACACCUCGUGGCCUUCACCGGCGGGUGGCGAUAGGCCUGCAGGCCCGCAUGGAGCGAGUGCAGGAGUUAGAGAAGGAACAGCUCUGGCUGCAGCAGCACGGCUCCCCACUGCGUGUGAUGGGCCUGCCGGAACACGCCGAGUUGACGGAAGUGCGGGCGCGCUAUCGGGAUCUCGUCAUUGAAACUCACCCCGACACCGCGCAGGGAGAUGCGAAGGCGCAGUACGACUUGGUGCAGACAGCGUACAAAAUGGCAACUUCUCCCACAAGUCUGUGGCACCAGAACGGGUCUGCGCCUAUGAUUUAUCGUCAUCUUGUUGGCUCUUCUGCUACGGCAACACGGCGAGUGACAGUCUUCGCACUUUUUUCAUACUGUGUGAUGGGAAUUAUUGGUAUUAUUUUCUCUGCUGUGGUGGUACGGCAGUCACUUGAGGUGGCACUGCGUUUAUUUGAUCCCGAGUUCUACGCUUUCAUGAUUGCACAGGAGGAGGACGAGCAGCGGCGGCGUCUCGCUGGUGAGGUAGUAGAUACAGACCCCAAGCGUCUAGCACCCACUGCGGUGAAAAGAUUGCUCUUUCCGGGUCGGUUUGUACACAGUAAUAGCAGUAACAGCAGCAGUAAUGAUACAGGUACAGAAUGA
Messenger RNA from Trypanosoma theileri, 819 nucleotides. Its product is annotated as chaperone protein DNAJ. NCBI's taxonomy places the organism in Eukaryota, Euglenozoa, Kinetoplastea, Trypanosomatida, Trypanosomatidae. Bases 1 to 819 code for a protein of 272 amino acids. The transcript has a single exon. The record is from RefSeq and is a predicted model, not a curated record.